AUGUACAGCUUCAUGGGGGGUGGUUUAUUCUGCGCCGGAGUCGGGAACAUACUCCUCAUUGUCUCCACGGCAACUGACUACUGGAUGCAGUACCGUCACUCCAGCAAUUACAUGCACCAGGGCCUGUGGCGCUACUGUGUGCCCGGGAAAUGCAUGACUCACACAGACAACAUCGCGUACUGGGAUGCCACCCGGGCCUUCAUGAUUCUCUCUCUGCUGGCUUGUUUCAUCGGCAUUGUGAUUGGCAUCAUGGCCUUUAUCCACUAUUCCUCUGAGGGGUUCGACAAGACCUUUGCAGCCGGCAUCCUCUUCUUCAUCUCCUGCUUCUUUGUGUUGCUGGCCAUGGCCGUGUACACAGGGGUGACUGUGAACUACUACGGUAAACGCUAUGGCAGCUGGCGCUUCUCCUGGUCCUAUAUAAUGGGAUGGGUGUCAGUGGUGCUCACAUUCUUCUCAGGUAUCUUCUACAUGUGCGCCUACCGGAUGCACGAAUGCCCAAGAAACUAA
This is a messenger RNA of Pungitius pungitius (ninespine stickleback), 507 nucleotides long. RefSeq names its product lens intrinsic membrane protein 2.3 (gene lim2.3). The transcript has 4 exons. NCBI's taxonomy places the organism in Eukaryota, Metazoa, Chordata, Actinopteri, Perciformes, Gasterosteidae. The record is from RefSeq and is a predicted model, not a curated record. Gene Ontology annotation, molecular function: structural constituent of eye lens. The coding region runs from base 1 to 507 and encodes 168 amino acids. Gene Ontology annotation, cellular component: plasma membrane.